Messenger RNA from Vairimorpha ceranae, 657 nucleotides. Its product is annotated as n-acetylglucosaminyl-phosphatidylinositol de-n-acetylase. The coding region runs from base 1 to 657 and encodes 218 amino acids. Gene Ontology annotation, molecular function: N-acetylglucosaminylphosphatidylinositol deacetylase activity. Gene Ontology annotation, biological process: GPI anchor biosynthetic process. The transcript has a single exon. The record is from RefSeq and is a predicted model, not a curated record. NCBI's taxonomy places the organism in Eukaryota, Fungi, Microsporidia, Nosematidae. Gene Ontology annotation, cellular component: endoplasmic reticulum.
AUGAAAAUAUUUUUUUUAUAUUUUUUUAUCUUAUUUCUAUUAAGAAAUUAUAAAAGAUUUUAUAUUACAACUCCUAUAACCACUGGUAAUUUUCUACUUCUUAUAGCUCAUCCUGAUGAUGAAUCUAUGUUUUUUGGUCCUACUUUAUUAAAUUUAAAAGGUAAAAUACGUAUUAUUUGUCUUUCAAAAGGUAAUACCCUUCUUAAUUAUACAAAUAUAAGACAGAAAGAACUAGAAGCACUUUGUAAUAAUUAUAAUUACAACUUAACUAUGUAUAAUUUUCUAGAUAAUGAUAAUUGGGAUGUACAAAAAAUUACCGAUAUUUUAUUUUAUACUUAUUUAGUAUCACCUUUUGACACAUUAAUAACUUUUGAUAAAAAUGGCGUAUCUAAUCAUAAAAAUCACAUAUCAUGUUACAAAGCUUCUUUUCUGUUUAGAAAUAUUUUUAAAAUAAAUACUAUGUAUCUUAAAAGCCUUAAUAUAUUUCAAAAAUAUAUUUUAAACUAUAGAUGUGGUGUAAAAGAAUAUGUGCUUAAGUUUAAAGAUUAUUUUUCUGUAGUUAAGAUGAUGUCUUAUCAUAGAAGUCAAUUAGUAUGGUUUAGAUAUUUAUAUUUAAUGUUUUCAAGUUAUACUUCUUAUAAUACAUAUCAGAAUUAA